Symbiodinium natans is the source of this 927-nucleotide messenger RNA. NCBI's taxonomy places the organism in Eukaryota, Dinophyceae, Suessiales, Symbiodiniaceae. The record is from the annotation of a GenBank genome assembly.
GUCGAUGCCGACUCGACAGUAUCGGCCUACGCGUUCGAUGCUUCGUCGGGCAAGAUGAAGCUGCUGAACAGCAUGGAGACUGGCGGCGCAGUCGCCUGCCAUGUCUCUUUGUCGCGCAACGAGCGCCUCCUGGCCGUCGCGAACUAUAUGGGCUCUGUCGCACUCUUCCGGCUGCAGUCGGAUGGCCGGCUGGUGGAGCGAACUGACCUCCAAGAGCACGAGAGCUUGGGCAUCGGCGUUAACAAGGAGAGGCAGGAUGGUCCCCAUGCGCACAUGGCCCUCUUCGACGCUCAGAGCAAGCACCUCUUGGUUCCAGACCUCGGCUUGGACCGCGUCGUCACCUACAACGUCGAGGCGGUCGCGGGAAAGUUGAAGGCGGCUACUCCGCUGGCGCUACCGCCAGGGUCGGGACCGCGCCACAUUGCCCUCCACCCCGGCGGGAGGCUGGCCUAUGUCCUGAAUGAGCUGCUCUCAACGGUCGUCCCCUGCCACUGGGACGCCAAGACGUGCAGCCUGACGUCGAUCGGAGAGCCGAUAGCCACCGUGCCCGGGGCGGCAGUGGGUGUCGGUGGUGAGACAUACUGUGCCGCCAUCCGGGUGUCAGGAGAUGGCCGUUUCGUCUACGUGUCCAACCGUGGCCACUGCUCCAUCACCGUCUUCCGGGUGCUGGAGGAUGGACUCCUGGAGCGUGUGAGCUGCAGCUUCACGGGACCAGGGGUGCAAGCGGAGGAGCGAGACCCUUGCUGGCCUCCGCAGGACUGCCCCAGAGACUUUGCCCUCUGCGACAAAGACCAGUGGCUCAUCGCCGCCAACCAGGACAGCGACUCCCUGGUCAUCUUCCGCCGGGACGCGACAAGCGGCGCGCUUGUUCAAGAAGGCUCCACGGCGGAAUGCAUCGCACCUGCCUGUGUACUGCCCCUUUUCUGA